Messenger RNA from Zonotrichia albicollis (white-throated sparrow), 1590 nucleotides. NCBI's taxonomy places the organism in Eukaryota, Metazoa, Chordata, Aves, Passeriformes, Passerellidae. The record is from RefSeq and is a predicted model, not a curated record.
ACUCGCUGGCCUAUGUGGACUACAAGACGGCGCUGCAGGUGGACUGCUCCGUGCAGGCGGCGCACGAUGGAGUCAACAGGAUGACUAAAGCCCUGCUGGAAAAGGAUGGUGUGAACUGGCGUCAGAAGCUGCCACCAAUCCCCACAGUGCCUGUUUCUGCCCAGACGAGGUGGAGCGUUCCUUCUGCCCAGGCCUCUGGGGCAAACACUCCUCCUGCAGCUGCACCACGGGGAGAAGGAGACAACACUGCAGCUGGCAUGGAAAGAGCUAGAGUGCUUAAGGAAGAAGGAAAUGAAUUAGUGAAGAAAGGAAACCAUAAAAAAGCAGUAGAGAAGUACACUGAGAGUUUAAAGCUCAACAAGGAAUGUGCAACUUACACCAACAGAGCUCUCUGUUACCUGAGUCUGAAGCAAUACAAGGAAGCAGCACAGGACUGCACUGAAGCUCUCAAGUUGGAUCCUAAGAAUGUCAAGGCACUCUACAGGCGUGCUCAAGCACUUAAAGAGCUGAAGGAUUACAAAUCAAGUAUUGCUGACAUCAAGAGCUUGUUGAAAACUGAACCAAAGAACACAGCUGCACUGAGAUUACUGCAAGAACUGAACAGAGCCUAGGGUAACCAAGCAACCAGGAAAGCUUUCUUUUCCACUGCAGAGAAAAGCUUUUUCCUUCUGCUGUUGAUACAGGGACCAGUCAAUGCAGGAUUGGUGUUAAAUCUAUCUAUUUUCCAGUGCUGCUGAGAUCUGAGAGGUUCUGUACCAGCACAGUGAUUGCUAAGACAUAAUCUGUAUCAAACUCUAUUCAGCUGGCUCUGUGAUAUGCAUAGCUUUAGUGCCCCUCCCCAAGAGGCAUUUAGGUUCAUUUUCCUGGUUGAAGUCAACUUGCCUCUAACUAUAUUGGCCUCAGGGACUCUUUACAUGUUGGCUGAGAUGCACAGGAGUGGCUGUUCUGUCUGAAGAGCUACAAGCAGAGGGGUUUUAGUCCUUAUUCAGGUGACAGUUUUGCUGCAUUUGUGCUGCUAUUACUGAAAGAAAGUGGCUGCAAGAACUGCUGUAGUUGCCAGAGCACCACAUACCCUUCUUGUGGCAGGGGCACAGUUACUGCACAGGGCCAAGCUUGUUCCCUCUCGCCCCUGAUGCCUGCUGGCCCUCAGCUGGGUUCUGCUGCUUUGUGUGGCUGGGCAGAUGUUUACAGUAGCAGCUUUCUUGAAUUAUUCUGUACAUUUAAGAGAACAGCAGCAAGUUCAGCCUGCCUUGUUACACUGUGCACUAUUCUUUCAGAUUCUGGGUGCUUGGGAAUUUUGCAAAGGUUUUUUUUGUCUUGUGUUUUUUGUAAAGAUAAAAACAAAAACAAAAAAAAAAACCACUUUAGCUCCUCUGUGCCUUUUGGAGCAGUCGCUAUGGGGUGUUAGAGGGAGGAAAAUACACAGUAACACCCCAGCUGAGGUCUGGCUUACUACUUCAAUGCAUGUUUAAAUUUCUCCUGAUCUGAUAUUGAUGGCACUGAUUUUAAAUGGUAGAGAAAGAGAUACUUGGAGUUACUUGUGAACUGUUAAAACUUGUUCUCAUUAAAGCCAUGUUUAUUUUCACUCUA